This is a messenger RNA of Syzygium oleosum, 1647 nucleotides long. Its product is annotated as probable protein phosphatase 2C 10. Lineage: Eukaryota; Viridiplantae; Streptophyta; Magnoliopsida; Myrtales; Myrtaceae. The transcript has 5 exons. The record is from RefSeq and is a predicted model, not a curated record. Gene Ontology annotation, biological process: protein dephosphorylation. Bases 388 to 1227 code for a protein of 279 amino acids. Gene Ontology annotation, cellular component: cytosol; nucleus. Gene Ontology annotation, molecular function: protein serine/threonine phosphatase activity.
CUUCAGAUUCCCUUCUCUCCCCUCGGUUUUGUGCUUUUGUAUGUGUUUGUUUCCUCCGCUUUGUUUCACAGAGGUAUCGGCAGGAGCCCUGUUCUCUUCAUAAGAGGAACUGUCGACAGCUGUUGAAAAGUUUGAGGAAGCAGGUUCUUAAUUUCCUGUCCUGUUGAUUUCCAUUGCUUUUUGCUUCGUGUGGUUCUCGAGUUUUGUUUGGAGGUGCUCAAAAUCUCUUUCUUUAUUUUGAUCUCUGACGAUCAUGAUUGGGCAGUUUCUUGGGGUUGGAGUUUUUCGUGCUGCCCAAUUUGGUGGUGGGAACAGGGGAGUGAUGCUGUGAAUUCAGCUGAACAGAGGGCCCUUUUUGUUGUCUUGUCUUGGGGGGGUUUCUUUUGGAUGGCGAGGUUAUGCUGUUUCAAGUCUCAGCGUGCAGGAGUUCAAUCCUCUGCUUCUGGUAAAGGAAGAAACAUUGAAGGGCUGAUCAAGUAUGGUUUCAGCCUAGUAAAAGGGAAAGCCAAUCAUCCCAUGGAGGACUAUCAUGUUGCCAAGUUCAUGCAAAAGAAAGGGCAUGAGUUGGGGCUUUUUGCUAUAUAUGAUGGCCAUUUGGGGGACAAGGUCCCCAUGUACCUGCAAAAGCAUUUGUUUUCCAACAUCUUAAAGGAGGAAGAGUUCUGGGUCGACCCUAAUAAGUCUAUUUCGAAAGCUUAUGAGAAGACAGACGAGGCGAUUCUCUCCAGUAGUUCAGACUUGGGACGUGGUGGUUCGACUGCUGUGACGGCAAUACUGAUAAAUGGCCAACGACUAUUGGUUGCUAAUGUUGGAGAUUCACGAGCAGUUCUCUCAAGAGGGGGUCGAGCUCUACAGAUGAGUAUUGAUCAUGAACCCAGUACAGAAAGAGGGAGCAUUGAACAUAGAGGUGGCUUUGUCUCGAACAUGCCAGGGGAUGUCCCUAGAGUUAACGGACAGCUGGCAGUUUCUCGUGCUUUUGGAGACAAGAGCCUGAAGUCACAUUUACGCUCGGACCCUGACGUUAGAAUCGUCAAUGUGGAUGUCAAUAUGGAUGUAUUAAUCCUUGCAAGUGAUGGUCUUUGGAAGGUGAUGAAUAAUCAAGAGGCAGUUGAUAUUGCUAGAAGGAUCAAAGAUCCAGAAAAGGCAGCUAAAGAGUUGACUGCGGAAGCUUUGAGAAGGGACAGCCGAGAUGACAUAUCUUGUGUAGUCGUCAGAUUUAGAGGUUGAUACAGUCUGAUAUUAAACUGCUCGGCAGCUUCAGUACAUACCAACAGAUGAGAGAUUUUCACUGUUUGUGAAGGAUUGGUAUGAUUUAAGUGAUUGUGGAUCGUAUUCUCGGCCCAAUUAGCUCCUUUUGCCAAUCUCUUGAAGGGUGCGGAAUUGGCAAGGGAUCAAGCAGGUGCAGAAAGGUUUCUGCUGUAUAUUACAUUCUUUAUUUUAUGGUGAAGUUGGUUCUGGUGCCGGAGGAUUUCUCUCCUUUUCUUUUUUAAAUCUGUUGCAUAUUUCUGAACCUAGGAAAGAGGACAGAUUUUGUCCGGAGGAUUAGACUUGUAUUUGCUUGUGAUUGAAGGACUAAUAGAUGUUCCUCUGAUUGUCAUAUUUGUAUUGGGAAAGUCUCCUUCAAAUCUGAAAUUCAAGUCGUUUACU